This is a messenger RNA of Ochlerotatus camptorhynchus, 3846 nucleotides long. RefSeq names its product zinc finger protein 84-like. Gene Ontology annotation, biological process: regulation of DNA-templated transcription. The transcript has 4 exons. NCBI's taxonomy places the organism in Eukaryota, Metazoa, Arthropoda, Insecta, Diptera, Culicidae. The record is from RefSeq and is a predicted model, not a curated record. Gene Ontology annotation, molecular function: DNA-binding transcription factor activity, RNA polymerase II-specific; RNA polymerase II cis-regulatory region sequence-specific DNA binding. Bases 959 to 3598 code for a protein of 879 amino acids.
UUGAAGUUGUUGAAGCUUGCCGUCGCCGUCUGCGACGCAGUCGGUCAGACUUGUUCGGUAGCCUUCACGGUGUGGACGCGUGUUUUUAUUCCGUCGCUGGCCAUUAAAUUUUGUGCCAAAGUUUUGCAAACGUUGUUGUUGUUGCUCAUUGCUGUUGUGUCUGUGUGGUGUUUUUUUUUCAUUCCUCCCUCGUGGGGCUGCCUCAUCUGCUUUGGGGUGCAUUUCUAGGGCACCUCCUUCACCGCCGCAGCCGUCGUCAUCGUUUGUGUGUAAAAAAAUACAUGGUGCUAGUGCUGCUACAGCUGCAGCCCACUUCGGUGUUGUAAAGCAAAAUAGUGAGUUUGUGGUGCCUGUUGUUGGAAGAGAGCUCUCGUUUCGAAGGACUUUUCCUACUACCGCCACACGGAGCCAGGCAAUAGUGUCGCGUUCGACGUCGUUGACCUAGAAAAAUUAGGACACGCUCUCCGGUCGGUCGGUCAUCGGUGUGCUUGAACCAAGAAAACAAGGUGCGUGAUCAAGAAGUUGACUCCGGGAGAAGUUCUUUCUGUCCUUGUUUCUGUACCUAUCUUGUGUGUUUGCAAAUUGGGCUCAUGAGAGUAUGGUGACCGAAUUUCGUGAUCGAUUCAACGACGAAGGUUUGAGACGGCGAGCGCUGCUGUGAACAGACAGAUCAAAAAAAAGUAGGUGGACCAAAAUCUAGUUCUGUCGAGGAGAAGUUGUGUGGUCUUUCGGAACGCAAACGGCAGUAGUGGACCUUCAGGGUAAGUGCGUUGCCUGGUUUUAUCGUAACAACGACGACGGCAAGUAGCACCAUCAUCAUCAGCAGCAGCGUCAUCAUCAGCUACUACUUGGCCGAGUGUGCCACCAAGCAGCCAACCAACCAACCGCCACGACCCAAUCAACGAAAAAGAGGACAAGGAAGUUCGCCAGAAGCCAGUCGUCAUAGAAGCAGAAAGCAAUGGAGCCCACCGGCGACAGCAAGGGCAGUAGCAGUGUAGAGCAGAUCAAAGUGGAGCCGGACUUUUACUUUCCGGCAGCGGACGUGGUCCUGGACGACGAUGAAGAUGAUCUGGACGGCGAGGAACAACUGGAGAUGUAUCACAUCGACCUGGACAGUCCGGUGAAGCAAAUGUUAGUGGGUGAUGAAGAGCAGUUUGAUGUGAUAAGUGAUUUCGAUGAGGAUGAAGACUCUGAUGAGGAUGAGGACGGUGGCGGCAGUAUUAGUGGUCAGGGAAAGAAGUUCGAGUGUGAAGUUUGUGGGAAACAGUUCUACAGUCCGGGUCACCUCGCCAGACACGGAAGGAUUCACACUGGGGUGAAACCAUUCCCAUGCACGCACUGUGAUAAGGCAUUCAUUGAGGCGUCCAGCCUGAAGGUUCAUCUUAGGACCCAUACGGGCGAGAAACCCUACCGGUGUGAAAUCUGCGACAGACACUUCACUCAAUCCUGCAAUCUGCAAUCUCACUACCGGCGCAAUCACGGAGUCGAUCCGAAAGCCGACCCCCAGCUGUUCAACCAGAUGCGUCAGCAACAACAGCUGAGCUUCAGUUCGUCGCCAUGGCCAUCGCCGCAGUCCGUCCGGGCUAUGCCAAAGCUAAUUCCGAAACCGGCCGGACAACCAUUCCAGUGUUGCGUUUGCGACGAGCCAUUCUUCGAUCGGGAUCUGCUGCUGAUCCACGAAGAAACCCACGUCCCGGAAGCUCCCUUCGAGUGCCGUUUCUGCAGCACAAUGUUCUCGGUUCUUCCCGAUCUCAGAUCUCACGUGAAUGUUCACAAGGCCAGUUUGCAAGGCCAACCUCAAGCCCUUCAUUCGAUUCGUCAGUCGACUGCGGGGAUUCGCGUUUUUGCCAAUGGCCCCGUUGCCAAGCGCAGACUAGAGACACAGUCCGAAGCUGCUAAUGCCAACGCCGUUCUGAACUCGAAUCAACCGUUCGAGUCGAGUGGUGACGAUCACUAUCCCUACAAGUGCGUCGAAUGUAAGGGCACCUUCCAAAAGCAUGAGCUCUACUACCACAUGAGGGCUCAUCUGAAGCAGAAGAAUAUCUUCUCGAAAAAGAGCCACAAAUGUGACCACUGCGAUAAGGUGUUCGAGAAAGACCUCACACUGAAAAAGCACAUGGACAUGGCUCAUCCCACCGUUUCGAGUGCGUCCUCCGGCGAUGUCUCGUUCCUUCUGGAAGCACUGAAAACUGAUGCUCGAUCGUUGUCCCCGGAGGCAACGAAAUCUGGAAAGGUGUCCGUUUCUUCGGAGGUGGAACUGGAACCGCCUGUCGAGGUGAAACAAGAACCGGAAAGCGCUCUCGGGGAUGACGAAGUCAACUCGACGGUUUCGGAUAAUCCCAUUCUGACGCAGUUGCUAAACACCAGUAGUAGUGAACAGCAGCAGCAGCAACAGCAAUCGCAGCAAAACUCCCGCAAUGGCACGCCGGUCAAUGCCGUGGACAGUGAACUGUCGAAUGAGGGCGGCUUUGUGAUCAGUGCAGUGGCGACGGUCGACCAUAACUUUCUGGAGCGGUUGGAAAGAAUGGAACGGCAGCAGAAGAAGCUGCAGCAGCAGCAGCAGCAACAACAGUCGGAACUGCUAGAGGUGCAACCAGCGACGGUUUCGGUGCGCCGGAUGCCCGUGCUGGAAGAGAGCCUGCGCCGUCCACCGGUCACGAGCGCCAACAAGCCGGCUGCCAUGCCGCAGAUUCCAAUCAUCACCGGUCCGUUCCGUUGCUCCUUCUGUCAGAAGGUGUUCAACGAACACUUUGGCCUGCGGCAGCACAUGCGUGCCAUGCACUACUCCGAGAAGCGCCACAAAUGCAAGGAGUGUGGCAAAAAGUUCUCCCUGGGCAUCAGCCUGGCGGUACACCUGCGUGUUCAUACAUCGGUUCGCCCGUUCACCUGCAUCGUUUGCUACAAGACCUUCACCCGCUCGACGGCCCUCAACGGCCAUCUAUCGUCGCAUUCGUACGGCCGUGUGAAAUGUGCUGAAUGUGGCGAAACCCAGCUCAGCGUGUUCAACUACAUGGAACACAUCAAAAAGUUCCAUCCGGAUUUCAUGCAGAAUGUUGCCACCUACCGGACCAAAGCGGAAACAUUGAUGCAACGACGUCGUCAGCUGAUUCUGGAAAUUACACAAGGACUGGCUGAACACCGGUCGGAAAUACCGAACGUAUUGGCACGUCUCCGGGGAGAGGCAGGCUCUAAACACACCAGAAGCGAAGAACGGAACAACGACGACGAUGAAGACGAAGUGAGUUCCAGCGAGCAGGUCGAAGUCAUCAAGCGGGAAAGACCCGAUUCCAGUCAAUCCGAGGAGGUUAGCUCCGCAUCGGAAGAGCAUGACAUUCGGCGGUCGCUAAAACGAGAAUCUCUACCAGCACUUCGCGCCGAGUUGCGCAAGCGACCUCUCCGCAGCAACACGACCACCAACGAAUUAGACGAGUCGGUGUUGCCACCAUUCCGAAAAUCCGCUCGAACCGCAGGGAAUUCCUCGCCUAACUUGAAACGUCUUCUCGAACAGAAUAGUGCCACCUUCUCGGCCGGAAACAGUGAGGCUACCGAACAAGAGAUACCACCAGCAGUGACGGUGAAAAAUGAACCAUCCGAGUAAAUUGAUGACGCUCGGAAUUGAUUUCACCAUUAUUUUGUCUUCAAUAGUUUUUUUUUUUCGUUCGUUUAUUUGCAUAACAGGUGUACAUAAUUUUGCUUAUUUUGCCAGUAAGAAGAACUAUGCCGUUAGGAACAAGACAUUACAUCUAAACAUUGACCUCAAAUUCAUCUACAGUUAAAACUAUCAAUGCACUUAAAAACUCAUGUAGCCAUAAGCAAAAAGUAAAAUAAAGGAAUGUAAUUGCGAAA